ACAUCUUCUGUCACCAUGUCCUACAACUGCUGCUCUGGAAACUUCUCCUCCCGCUCCCUGCAGGGUUCCCUGUGCUACCCAGGCUUCUCCUGUGGCUCUUCCUCCCCCAGCCACCUGGUCUACAGCACUGGUCUCUGCUCUCCCAGGAUCUAUCCGUUGGGCUCCUCUCUCUACAGGGGCUGUCAGGAGACCUGCGGUGAGCCCAGGAGCUAUCAGACCUCCUGUGUGGUGUCCAGCCCCUGCCAGACAUCCUGCUACUGCCCGAGGACCUCCAUGCUCUGCAGUCCUUGCCAGAAGAGUUAUGCUGGGUCUCUGAGCUUCAGUUCCAGAAGCUGCCACUCCCUAGGCUAUGGAUCCAGAAGCUGUUACUCACUGAGCUGUGGAUCCAGUGGCUUUAGGCCUUUCGGUUAUGGAGUCCGUGGGUUCCCUUCUGUGGGCUGCGGGUUCAGAUUCUGCCGCCCAACAUAUUUUCCUUUUAGGAGUUUCCAGUCAUUUUGUUACCAACCAAUCUAUAGAUCUGGCUUCUACAGAUUAAUUUGUUGACAGGCCAAACCCAUUUGAGCAAUGCAGCAAGAUUCUAUAGUAAGAUCAUGUGUUAUCUUGAUUUUUUCCAUUGAAAGUUAUCCUAAUAUUCCUUGAUCACCAGCUUCUCUUUUCAUCUCCAGUCCUCAAACA
Molecule: messenger RNA, 675 nt
Organism: Trichechus manatus latirostris (Florida manatee)
Lineage: Eukaryota; Metazoa; Chordata; Mammalia; Sirenia; Trichechidae
Product: keratin-associated protein 13-1-like
Exons: 1
Coding region: 16-543 (175 amino acids)
Source: RefSeq, a predicted model, not a curated record